AAAUGGAUUCUGACCCGAUUGGCGAACUGAUACUACAAAUUUGACACCUAUUCCCUCCAAACCCAUUUGAAUUACAAAUCCCUUCUUCUCCAAAUUACUUUGCAAAAAUGGCUACCAAAACUCAAAUUCAGCCUCCAAAACCCCCAAAACAACCACCAAAAGGUCCACAAAAACAGUGGUCGCUCGACGAUUUCGAAAUCGGAAAACCGCUCGGCAAAGGCAAAUUCGGUCGUGUUUACCUUGCUCGUGAAGUUAAGAGUGGGUUUAUAGUGGCAUUAAAGGUGAUAUUCAAGGAGCAAAUAGAGAAAUACAGGCUGCACCACCAACUGAAGAGGGAAAUGGAGAUUCAAACGAGUCUUCGCCACCCAAAUGUACUGAGGCUAUAUGGCUGGUUCCAUGAUGAGGAGCGGAUUUUCUUGAUUUUGGAGUACGCCCACGGCGGUGAGCUCUACAGGGAGCUUAGGAAGACUGGUCGCCUUUCCGAGACACAAGCCGCCACGUAUAUUGCAAGUCUUACACAAGCAUUGGCGUAUUGUCAUGAAAAGCAUGUCAUUCACAGGGACAUAAAGCCAGAAAACCUGUUACUUGAUCAUGAGGGGCGCUUGAAGAUUGCAGACUUUGGGUGGUCUGUACAAUCUAGAAGCAAGAGACAUACAAUGUGCGGAACUCUGGACUAUCUAGCACCAGAAAUGGUGGAGAACAAAGCUCAUGAUUAUGCAGUUGACAAUUGGACUCUGGGGGUUCUUUGUUAUGAGUUUUUAUAUGGUGGGCCUCCAUUUGAGGCCGAGAGACAGACCGACACAUUCAAAAGAAUUAUGAAGGUAGACCUCAGCUUCCCCCCAACACCUGAAGUGUCUGCCGAUGCUAAGAAUCUCAUUAGCCAGCUUCUUGUGAAGGACUCUUCUAAAAGGCUCUCUCUUCGAAAGAUCAUGGAGCAUCCUUGGAUAAUUAAGAAUAUAACUGGUUAGUUAAAGCGCGGUGUAGUGAAAGUAGCAGAUCCCACAAUGUUAUUUGCCUUCUGGUGUUUCGACUCUUUUCCCUAUUACGUAUGAAGUGUAAUCAUCUUGAUUCCAAUAGUUUGUAUCAGAUGGAGUGAAGAAUUGUUGGUGGACAUUGAUAUAGUUUCCUAGAAAUAGUUGUGUAUUCUCAUCUGUUCAAGCCAUAGUAGAUAGAGUUUUACUUGCUGGUAGGAGGUGGUAGGUACCUCGUGGAAUUAGUCGAGGUGCGUGCAAGUUGGCCCAGACACCACCAUUAUCAGGAAAAAAAGAAAAGAAAAGAAAUAGUUGUGUAUCGUUUGCAUAUUUCUUUCCUGGAUGUUCUAUUAAUUUAUAUCAUCUUCCUUAUCCA
Nicotiana attenuata is the source of this 1347-nucleotide messenger RNA. RefSeq names its product serine/threonine-protein kinase Aurora-3-like. The record is from RefSeq and is a predicted model, not a curated record. Bases 108 to 968 code for a protein of 286 amino acids. NCBI's taxonomy places the organism in Eukaryota, Viridiplantae, Streptophyta, Magnoliopsida, Solanales, Solanaceae. Gene Ontology annotation, biological process: protein phosphorylation; regulation of cytokinesis; mitotic spindle organization. The transcript has 6 exons. Gene Ontology annotation, molecular function: ATP binding; protein kinase activity. Gene Ontology annotation, cellular component: spindle pole centrosome; chromosome passenger complex; spindle microtubule.